GCAAAAUCCUUUCCAUGAGCAUAAUGAAUUGGUCAGAUUGUUCAAAACCGCAUUGGAUAUAAUGCAUUAUGAUGAACACAAAAUCAUUAUCAGCGCUGACAAAAGACCCACAGGUAGCCAUGCAAGACAAUUUGAUGCUCCCACUAUCAAUGAAGUCGCAGUGGUGAUUGUUGGCGAGAAUGUGGAAUCACGCGAUAUUGUUCUUAAGCGUCGGGAUGAUGGCCAAUUGCAGCGAGUUUAUGAGACUCAUCGGUCAUAUGAUGCUCUUCAAUACCCGUUGAUGUUCUGUCGUGGAGAUGGUUAUCACUUCAACAUAAAGAUGGUUAAUCCAAUGACAGGUUCGUUGGGCGCCGAGGAUGCCCUCGCACAGUCCAUUGCGACAACGCGACGAACUUCGUAG
This is a messenger RNA of Drosophila ficusphila, 400 nucleotides long. RefSeq lists its product as uncharacterized. The transcript has 2 exons. The record is from RefSeq and is a predicted model, not a curated record. Lineage: Eukaryota; Metazoa; Arthropoda; Insecta; Diptera; Drosophilidae. The coding region runs from base 62 to 400 and encodes 112 amino acids.